Messenger RNA from Ceraceosorus bombacis, 809 nucleotides. Lineage: Eukaryota; Fungi; Basidiomycota; Exobasidiomycetes; Ceraceosorales; Ceraceosoraceae. The record is from the annotation of a GenBank genome assembly.
AUGCCUCCCACAUCCACGAGUCCUGCUGCCUCUCCUGAGCCGACAUCGCACUCCACGCCAGUGAAGAUCAUCCUGCAAGACACGAAUGACGUUGCGGAGCUGACGUACGAUGCUUUGGACGAGUCUGCAGCACUGCGACAUGUGAGGGAUGCCUCUGCUGGUGGCACGGUGCUCUUUGUAGGCACCACGCGCGAUACUUUUCAAGGUGAGCAGGUUCAUGUCGAGCAGGCGCACGUCUGCGAAUGCCGGGUGCCGUCGCGCAAGUGCGAGGUGAUCAGAAGCCACCGAGAAGAAGGCACGGUGGUCAUGAAGGUGUCUAUUGGAGCGCACGGGUGAUCUGACGUGGGAGACAGCUACUUGGUUCUCCAUUCACAGGCAAACGAGUCCUUCGACUCGAGUACGAAGCGUACAGCAAGCUUGCCAUCAAGACGCUCGAGAGCAUUCUUCGACGCUCACGCAGCAUAGAAUGGCCGCCCCCCGCUCCUCUCACGACCUCCUCUUCUUCCAGUUCUUUACCAUCCAUCAGCCGCACACAAGCUCCCGACCAGCCCAUCCCAGCAUCGCAGCAAGUCACGCGCAUCUUUAUAGCUCAUAGACUGGGUCACGUACCCGUGGGAGAGCCGAGCAUCCUUGUUUGUGCUUCCGCGCCGCAUAGGAGACGCGCCUUUGAGGUUGCAGAGUGGGCAUUGGAGCAAGUCAAGAAGGAUGUGCAGGUCUGGAAGAGGGAAGUGUACGGAGCUAGUUUGGACUCCGACCAAGUCGCGCCGGAUGGUGUGUGGAAGGGGAACAAGGAUGUCCAAGUCGUCUAA